AUAACCCUACUAUCAUCACCAUCAACAUGGCCCCCCAGUUGAACGAGGAGGAGAUUGACGAUCUCAUCUAUUUCGCCCGCGCGGGUGAGAAGGAUGACUUGACCACCACGCUCACUGAACUUGCCGAGAGGGAGAAGGUUUCGGUCGCAGAGAUUCUUGCAAGCGCAAAGGAUGAGGGCAAGUCAACUUGCUUGCACAUGGCGGCGGGCAACGGCCAUUUGGACAUCGUCACCCUCAUCCUCUCAGAGUUCACCUCCCGGCCAAAGGAGGAGAAGCAGGCGUACCUUGACGCCGCCAACGAGUACGGCAAUACUGGUCUUCACUGGGCCGCUCUCGGCGGCCAUCUCGACGUGAUCAAGCUGCUUAUGGCAGCUGGUGCGUCGCCGGCUCUGGCAAACGACAAGAACUAUGUGCCCUUGGACCUGGCCAGCUUUGGCGAGAAGCACGACGUGGUGGAUUACUUCCUCGAGCAGGCGGGUGGUCUUGAGGACAAGAACACAGCGGAAGGCCUCAAGGCCGCUGCUGAGGGUUUGAAGGUGGAUGAUGACGGAAAUGUCGAGUUCAAGAUGUCUGUUGGCGACACUUCCGAGGCUUCGGGUUCCGGGUCGGCGCAAAAAUAGGAAAUACGAAGAAGGACGGUUGUUGAGGAAACUUGAGGGUUCAGGUGUUGGAUGAUACCACAUAAACACGAUUCAUGGCAUUUGUUUUUCUGUCUUGUUAGGUGCAUAAAAUUGACGGGUAUAAAA
Messenger RNA from Neurospora tetrasperma FGSC 2508, 746 nucleotides. RefSeq lists its product as uncharacterized. The transcript is spliced from 2 exons. Gene Ontology annotation, biological process: regulation of gene expression. The coding region runs from base 27 to 620 and encodes 197 amino acids. Gene Ontology annotation, molecular function: protein binding. Gene Ontology annotation, cellular component: nucleus. The record is from RefSeq and is a predicted model, not a curated record. Lineage: Eukaryota; Fungi; Ascomycota; Sordariomycetes; Sordariales; Sordariaceae.